AUGACUAUUGACAAAAAGUCCACCAGAGUGAUUCUUUUGCCGAAAGCACCUGGCUCUGAGACCCACUCGGUCUUGACAUUACCACACCCUAGGACCCAAGAGCCUGCCAACUACAUCAUUAUAACCAACAGCGAGUCGAAGCCAGCCGUCUCCACGCUUUACGAAUUGAAGGAAAUAUCGGGGAAGAACCCACACCACCAACAGCAACAGCUAGCUCCCGAAACGAAGGAUGGAAAAACAGUCAAGUCGUUGAUUUUCGAGAGAUACGAAGGUACGGGCGGGCCAAGCACCCAGGGGUUGGUUAUCCAAGACCCUGCGAUGACCAUUGCUACCAGGUAUAACCUUGCUUACACUCUCAUCGCUUAUUUUACCUCCUCGUCAAAUACCUCUACGCGCUACCAGUCGUUGGAAGAUCUCAUCGACUCCAUUUCAGCCGUUGGCUUGUUUACCGAUUUCAGCAGCAAGAUCCCGGAAGCUAUGAUCAAAGCGGCUUUGCAGCCAAUCUGCGAAACAAUCACUGAGAACGUCGGUGAGGACGAUGUAGAGGUCUACUACAGGUUUUCUCGGGCUCGGUGCUUGGAGUUUUUGAUGGCCAAAGUCACCAAGCUUGCAGGCCACUUCCCUGAGUCUAUCAUGGAAGCACACAUCAAGCCUAUGCUAUUUUCCCCCACCUUUGCCUCCUCUGCCGAUAGUGAGACAGGUAACGAUGAAGUCGUGUACCAAUGCAAGUUGAAGUACUCUGCGUUUCUCAUUGGCUCGUACCUCAGCCCUGAGUUUAUAACCGAGUUGAUGAAACAGUUAGAUAUUACAAAGUUGGUGGUAUAUUUGGAUGAGUUGAAGGCUAACAAGGAGAAGGCUGCAUUGGCCGAAGAGAACAUGAGGUUGUUGGCGGAGCAAAGUGCCGGGGCAGGCAAGUCCAAAAAGAAACCCACUGCUACAAAGAAAGCCACCAAGAAGGCCACGCUUCCUAGGAAGGUGGCCAUUGGAUCUGGGGCCUUGGACGGCUUCUUUAAGAAGGCCUAG
Molecule: messenger RNA, 1023 nt
Organism: Babjeviella inositovora NRRL Y-12698
Lineage: Eukaryota; Fungi; Ascomycota; Pichiomycetes; Serinales
Exons: 1
Coding region: 1-1023 (340 amino acids)
Biological process (GO): RNA catabolic process; ribonucleotide metabolic process
Cellular component (GO): nucleoplasm; ribonuclease H2 complex
Source: RefSeq, a predicted model, not a curated record